UAAAUAUUUGCGCUCCUCUUUCCGACUCUGCCUGAACAGUGAGAUUAUCAGAUCUGAUUCUCAUUCAAUUACACACAGAAAAAGGUCUUUAACGUACAAAAAAAAAACCUCCACUACGGCGUCGUUUCCACUUGUUUCCCCGCGAAAUUCCUCAGAUCCGCUGAUGUAACCCUCGCUAAUUUUCCCAUUCGCUUCUCGUGAUUUUUCUCUGCGCUUUUUCGGUCGAGCAGCGGGGAAAAAAGUUGUAGAAAGGAAGUAUUUUUUUUUGUUUCCAUGGAUUCGGAAGAAAUUCGGUCGAUUCUAUCGAGAUCGGGGGUUGGAAUUUGGGCGCUGAUUGACGCGGCGAUUGGAGUCGCCAGCUCGGACUACGGCGACGAAUUGCGCCGCCGGAGAGAUAGAAUUGUUGAGUCGCUUUACGCCCCCCCGGCGCAGCUGUGUCGGAACUGCAACGGCGGUGUUCAAGACGACGGUGAUCGGGACGGCCGUUUUUAUAAUCGUAGUAAUAAUAUUAAUAACAGUAGUGAUGAUGUUGAUAAUAAAGAUGACCACGAAAACAAGAAGAAAUUUAGUGUUGAUGAUGAUAAAGAUAAGAGGAAUUUAAACGAGGAUUUCAGUAAGAGUCCGUUGACUCCGGAGUCAAACCACCGGAACUCUAGUGGCGGAGAAGAGGAAGAAGAGGAUGUGGAUCCGUAUGCAGGGCUGUUUGAUGAUGAACAGACCAAAAUUCUCAACAUCAAGGAGCAGCUUGAGGAUCCACAACAGAGUGAAGAUGCCGUGGUGGAAUUGCUGCAAACCUUGGCUGAUAUGGAUAUCACGUUCCAAGCGCUCAAGGAAACUGAUAUAGGAAGACAUGUGAAUCGACUGAGGAAGCAUCCAUCAAAUGAAGUUCGCAGAUUGGUGAAGCAGCUUGUCAGAAAAUGGAAGGAAACAGUGGACGAAUGGGUUAAGGUCAACCAACCGCAACAAACUUCAAACCUUAUUGCUGAUGUGGACUCACCUCAGCAGAACAUACCCAAAAAUCAACAAAAUGGCCAUCACCAGGUUCCAGAUUUUGGAUACUCUCCAAAUCCCCGGAAUGGGAGUUCUGGUGCAGAAAGGAAUCAUGCAGAACAUGAAACAAAGCCUAAAGCGCCUCAAUCUGCGGUCCGAAGAGAAGCUCCAUCAAGACCACCACAAUCAGCUCCUAAAUCUGCUUCUGCUCCUCCUCCCAAUAGGGCCCAAAGGGAACCCGUCGUAGAUGAUGAGAGGCUAAAUUCAGCAAGGAGGAGGCUUCAAGAGAACUACCAAGAAGCUGAAAAUGCCAAAAGGCAAAGGACAAUUCAGGUGAUGGAUAUUCAUGAGCUUCCCAAACCAAAGAAUGCCUUCUUUGCCAAGAACAAAGGCGGCUUUCAGGGGAGACACCAUAGGUAAUCUGCCGGGCCAUGUACCAACAUAAUUCAAUCCAACGAUGUCUUUAUUAGAGGGGCUUUUCCAGAAAAAAAGCAGUUGGAUAUUGCCCUUUGAUCGCAUUUUGCCUAAACCAUAAAUUAGAAAGAAAGAAACUGAUAUCAAUUUAUGAUUUUAGUUUAUCUAUACUCUUUUAAUAAUUGAAAAGAGAGAA
Molecule: messenger RNA, 1600 nt
Organism: Sesamum indicum (sesame)
Lineage: Eukaryota; Viridiplantae; Streptophyta; Magnoliopsida; Lamiales; Pedaliaceae
Product: putative mediator of RNA polymerase II transcription subunit 26c
Cellular component (GO): nucleus
Source: RefSeq, a predicted model, not a curated record